CUCAGAAUUCUGAGAUUAAAGUCAGAAUUCUGACUUUAAUCUCAGAAUUUUGAGGUGGGCACCUGCAGGCAUCCAUCUUCAGUGACAGGGAUGUGUCCAGGUGUGCAGGUGGAGACCUAAUUCACUAAACAUGGUGGAUAUAAGUGAUUUUUUGCGUGGCCGAGGGGUCCCCGAAGAUGCUGUUUUAUUAAUGGAAGAGCAGAAGAUUGACUGUGACGUCAUAGCACUGAUGGAUGACGCAACUUUGGCAAACUACAUUCCCUCGUACGGAGACCGAAUUGCCCUCUUCAAUUUCUGCAAAAGCAAGCAACCACUGUCAAAAAGAAAACUAGGACUUCUGCAAAAACUUCACCUCUCGAAGUGAGAGAAACAGUCGCUGACAUGUCAGAUUUGGAUGACUUUAUAAGACUGUAUUUCAGACUUUCCUUCAGUAACAAAGAAAUACUUUCAAUUUUAGCACAUAGUCAUCAGACAAUUAUAAGUGUUCGAACUCUAAAGAGAAUUUGUAAAAGACUUGGGCUCUUUAGAAGGAAGAAUCAAUCAAACUUGGAGGAAGUGCUAGCCUUUGUCCAACAAGAGAUCAUGACAAAUGGACAGAUGCAAGGUUAUCGUUGGCUACAUCUUCGUGCAAUUCAACAUGGAUUUGUGGUGUCACAAGAUACUGUAAGAUGCAUAAUCAAAUUGGUAGACCCUCAAGGUGUGGAACUGAGACGAGCUCGACGGUUGAGAAGACGUCAGUACAGCUGCAGAGGGCCAAAUGCUCUCUGGCACAUGGAUGGCUAUGACAAGUUGAAACCAUAUGGUAUUGCUAUCAGUGGCUGCAUAGAUGGUUUUAGCCGCUAUGUUGUAUGGAUGGAGGCUUAUACCACAAACAAUGACCCUAAAUUGAUUGCAAGUUAUUUUCUGAAAACAGUUUCAUGCAUCAAUGGAUGUCCAGAGAGGUUACGUGCUGACCGAGGUACAGAAAAUGGUUGUGUCGAACAAAUGCAGAUGUUUUUACGGAGAAACCACACAGACAGUUUUGCAGGUGAGAAAAGUUUCCUUUACGGAAGAAGUACAGCCAACCAACGUAUAGAAGGAUGGUGGGCUACCCUACGCAAACAGAGUGCACAAUUUUGGAUGAACUUAUUUCAAAGUUUUCAGGAUGAUGGCCACUUCACAGGGGAUUUUUUGGACAAAAGUCUUAUCCAGUUCUGCUUUCUCAAUCUUAUUCAGGAUGAACUUGAUGAAGUUGUGAACACAUGGAACUCGCACAAAAUCCGGCCAAGUGGUAGUGCAGCAUCGGGUCGACCAGUAGUAAUGUACUCAUUUCCAGAGCUGCACAGUGCUGAGGACAGACUGAAACCUAUUUCUAUGGAGGAUAUCACUUUGUGUAUGGAAGAGUGUAGCCCAAAAGGUCAAUACCCCUGUGAUGAAACAGUCUUUGAACUGUGUUGUCUGCUUAUGGUAGAAAAUGAAUGGGAUGCCCCAGGAGAUCCACUUGGUGCUGCAGAUCUGUAUAUUAGGUUAAGAGAAGAAAUACUGCAAAGUAUUUAAGAAACUUCAGUGUGUAAAUGUACAAAUAAAUACAAAAUAUUUCUCUUUAUCUUGAUAACGUGAUUUGAUAGUAGGUGCCAUGUCUUACAGGUACCUUUUAUGCAGGUAUUUCAGCACUGCAUUAAAUGAAAGACAUCUUUUAGGUGUGACCGAACAUGCCAUUUUUCAGGUCAUUCUGUCAGAAUAUUGCUGUUUAUUACUGCUGUAAUGUAAAUUCAGAGUGCUGAUAGGAGAUCGACACCAACUAGUAUCAUUUUAUGUUGAUCAUAGUAAUAAAUACAGUUUGGUUGGUAUCUUUUCCCCCCCAAGUAAGAUUUAUUUCUACAUUCACACUACCAAUAAACAGAACUGGUUAUAUAUUGCUUGAAAAAGCUGAACAUUGUGAUAUUAUCAAUCAGUUAUGAAACACAUGUUAAUCCUUUUAAAAGGCCAUACAUUAAACUGCAUUUACAAAUGUUAUAUUUUUGAUUGAAUCAUAAGUGUUGUAAAUCUGCCUACCCGUCAAUUGCAAUAUAAAUUUCUGUGUUUUGUUGCCAGAUAUGUGCAUAGUAUAUAAAAUAUAAACUGACCAGCUCCCUGUUCAUUGUUUUCUGUAUCAACCUUUAUUCUUAAUAUUCAUGGCUGGAAACCCAGGCACCAGCAUGUGAUAUGCUAGGUGCCCAGGUUAUCUGUGGUAUGUUUCAGCAAACCAUAGUAGCAUUAACAUUUCUAGGUCUUGACAACAGAACGUUUCUAUAAACGUAUCAUUGUUAAUAUUUCAAGUGGUUAUGCCUUUUGGGGAACUUUUAGUGCAAUUAUAUUAAAGCAAAGCUAUUAUAAUCAUUUACACAUAUGAAGAUCCAUCACCUAAUUAUUAUUUUAUUUCACUUCUGUUAGUUGUAAGAUAUUUUAGCUGGUUUUCAUGUAAAAUGACCAUGAGUCAUUGCUAUACUGAUGCAGUGUGAGGUGUCGUAUACAAGGCUCCUUUAUGAUAUGAAUCCUAAAAUUAUAAGAAACAUACCAAAAAUAUUUUGACUUAUAUUUGUAGUAUCCCUGCCCUGCAACAAUGCAACAAAACAGUUCCUGCAAGUGGAACCAAGUUAUUGUCCCAUUAAGUGCAACAUGUUUUACAUUUAUAUUUGUGUAUCUUUAUGAAAUGUUUGAAAUUAAAAAUAAAUGGUAUUCUUCCAUGUUACUGAGCUCAUGUGUGGCAGUCUCUUGAAAUCUGGCAUGUUCAAAUAGAUAAGGAGCUUGAUGAACAUAUUCAAAACAACAAUACAAAUGUACUGUGUACAGUAACAUUUUAUUGGAAAAAGUUUACAAGAAACCUGUUCUUGCCAAUGCCAAUAACAUGGCUAAAACUCAUAACCGUAUAAGCUGCCCUGUAACAAGAAUGACUCAACUUUUAAAACAAACUUAUAGAUCUCAUACAGUCUUGUUACGCAUCAGUAUACAUCAGUGACUUACUGUAAAGAUCAUGAACACUGGCUAUUGUGGUAUCACAUAAAAACAAGUGUGAAUGGUUGAGAACAUACAUGCAUACAAAUAAAAAUGCAUAAUUUCUGGCAGUAAAAAGACAUUUUUUCAGGUGUUAAGAUUAAUACUUUAUCUGAGAACAUGACAAUUUGGCAUUACAAAAGGAUGCCUGAAUAAUCACAGCACUUGACCACUGCACUGAACUGUACAGUGUUUAUUUAUGAUCUUAGUAAUCAAUAACUGUCUUCAAAACAGACUGAAUCCUUUAAGCAGCUUGAAUCAGUUUGAUGGAUGAAUAACAGGUAUGCUUAGAAACAAUAUGACAAUAAGAAAAUACUGGAAUUUUAAAAAAUAUUUUCACCAACUUUAAAUAGAACCUUUGUAAUCAACAACAAAUGCCAAACUUUGAUACCUUAACCUACCUUAACUAAAAAUUGCAUAUACUGUAAAGCAAAAUAUUUUCAGACAUGACAAAUGCAAAUGCAAAAGUAUAAAAUUGUACAUAUUCCUUUUACAAUACAGUGUUGAAUAACAGCAUUACUUUUACAUUAUAACUAUGUUCAGUUUUAGCCCUGACCUAAUAAGAAAAUACCAUCUGAAUGAAUUAGUCUUACUACUAAUUACUUAAAAAAGUAUUUGACUGUGCUGAAUUCUCACACCACACAUGGUGCAUUAAAGAAAGUUUAAGAGCAGUUUAAUUAUAGUUUAUAGA
Messenger RNA from Oreochromis niloticus (Nile tilapia), 3703 nucleotides. RefSeq lists its product as uncharacterized. The transcript has 3 exons. The record is from RefSeq and is a predicted model, not a curated record. Lineage: Eukaryota; Metazoa; Chordata; Actinopteri; Cichliformes; Cichlidae. Gene Ontology annotation, molecular function: nucleic acid binding. The coding region runs from base 382 to 1536 and encodes 384 amino acids.